GAUGAUCUAUGAAACCUCAGGAAACAGUUCUUCAGGAGAAAGAAGCAGUGAGGGAAAGGGUGAAAGUGUGUAGACUGUAAGUGAAAUGGAUGUGAAGAUAUAAAGAGGAACAAUGCCAGAAGGGAUUAAAGCAAAUACACACACACACACACAGAGGGGGAGAGAGAGAGAGAGAGAAAGAGAGAGAGAGAGAGAGAGAUUAUUUGGAUUCAGCAGGAGGGAGACAAAGCUGGGUUCAGAGAUUAGUACAUGUUUUACUGCUCUGUAUAUUAAUUUAGAAGAUGGAUAUGUGUCUCAUAUGGAACACAAGCUGAAGAGGACUACUCUGUGGACAGUGACUGAUUUGGAUCAGAAUAAUCUUUAACUCUUUUUUUUUUUUUUUUUUAAAUAUUAAUAAGAAAUGAACAGUGGAGCAACCAAAACGUGACUGUAUGAACCUCACUUUGACUGUAUUUUGUGAGUACUGCUAAGUAUAUAUUAUUCUGGUCUAAAAGUGCAUAUUACAUAUUGUAUUAUGCAUAUUGGGAUUGCCAUUUGGAAAUAUCGCAAUCUGGGACAUACAUAGAUUAAAAAAAAUUUUGUUCAUCCAAGAUUCUAGAUUCUCUAUUGUAUUAUUGGUCCGUGGAAGCAUAAUGACCUCUACAGCUUGGUUAGUUCUGACUGCUUUCUGGUUCCACUUGUCUGACGCUAACUGCCCUCCAGGGUGCCUGUGUACCUCGGACAUUGUAAACUGUGGUUCUGUGGGUAUGGAGAGAUUUCCUUCUAUAUUACCCCCCACCACUUCCAUCCUGGACCUCAGCCAUAAUAGGCUCAAAUGGCUGGCACCAGGCACCUUCCAUGGACUGGCCAGACUGAAUUUUUUGUGCAUGUCUCAUAACCAAAUCUCUCUGCUCAGCCCCGCAGCCUUCCACAACACCAGCACUCUACACCACCUUGACCUCUCAUCCAACAGACUGCAGAAGGUGGGGAGACACCCUUUCCAAGACCUGCUGGGGUUGGAAGAAUUACUACUCUACAACAACCGCAUCACCCAUGUGGAGAACAAUGCUCUGAUGGGACUGAGCAACCUCAAGAAGGUUUACCUGAGCCUCAACCAGAUUACAGACUUCCCCUUUUUCUCCUUCCGUAAUCACAGCCAUCCUAAGCUGGUCACUCUGGACCUCUCCUCUAACCGCAUAUCACGACUACCUCUGGACGAUAUUGUUCUGUUGCCUGUGACUGUACAGAGAGGCUUGUUCAUCCAUAAUAACAGCUUGGUAUGCGACUGUUCCACAUAUCGCAUCUUUUGGCACUGGGAGAAGGAGGGUUAUGAAGCUGUGAGAGAUUUUAAGGACGAAUAUUCAUGCCGGAUGUUUGGAGAACCACUCAUUUCCAUCAACUUCCUCAACAGCCCUUGCAUUUUUGAAAACUGUACUAUUGAAAAGACGAUUUCUUUAAUCUCCCCCAAGGCUGACAUGAUAGUCUAUGAGGGGGAUCAGGUCAGACUAGAUUGUACUGGUACACUCAGUAAUGUGGUUCUCUCUUACUCUUGGGUUAUUCCUCACCAACACAACAUAACUUAUUUGAUUCAGAAUGGUACUCUGCGGCUGAACAAAGAUGGUAGUCUGGAGAUCCUAUCUGUCCAGCUGAGGGACUCUGGAAUCUACCGCUGCCUAACUGUGGACACGGUCAGGAUGAUUAACGAAACCCGUGAGGUGAACCUAACUGUAGAUCCUCAGCGUUUGCGAACAGAGCCUUUCAGCACAGGAUACACCACCCUGCUGAGUUGCACCAUCACUCUCUCGCUCAUACUCGUGUAUCUUUAUUUAACCCCUUGUCGCUGUGGCUGCUGCAGAGCCCCACCAACCUCACCAACAAUCUCUAACUUUGGGGAGGACCGCCAGUCUCUGGCAUUCAUCUUUGGGGUUUCACCAACUGCAAGCCAGAAGCUGAUGGAUAAAUCCAACCCUGAUAAGCAUUUGGUGUUCCUUGAGCCGCUCGUGGAAGAAACAAAUGGGCACCUUACAACAGAUUUGAAAGCUGACUAAAAGAAUGUGAGGAUCAUAUGCAGCACAUAGCUAUAAGCACAGCAUUUUUCAGGUUUUGUGUAUGUUCUUGGAAAGGUCUGAUAAUCUUACAAUUAGGUAUGCAAAUGUUGGAAAACUAAAAUGUUUUUUGUUUUAGACUGCAUUUCUAUAUCCCUAUAAAACAGUUCAGAAUGAGCUCUGAUAAACAGCUAUGACUGUUGAAUGUGUCUAUGAAUGCAGAAAAGGACACUUUAAAUAUGAUUACUUUCUGUUAUUCCUCUAGUUUAUUCCCUGGUAUGAAUUUCCAUUACAAACAUACAUGUUUAUAUGAAAGUGUCAAACUGUGUGAAGCAGAGGGAUAUAUAUUGCUUAAGGUUUUGAUGAAAUAGUCUUUGACUGGCACAUGGCAGUGUAGGAGUGGCAAACAAAAUAACCACCAGGGAUAAUCCUCUUAAUCGUAUGCUUUGAACAUUUUGGCACCAAUAUAGUAUGAUUGUAUGGAAUCACACCAGCACAGGUCCCUAAUUGGGGACAGGCAUGGGAUGAUGUGUUGUUAUCUUGUCAUUUAAUGGUGAAUCAGACGAGAACCUUAAAGCAAAACUCUUCAUAACCAUGCUUGUGAACAAAUCAGACAAGCACAUGAAAAUGAAUCUAAAACCCAUCUUGUCUCAUAUGAACUAAAUUUUCCGAUGAUCUAAUGUACUCAGAUAUCAUUUAAUACCUUAAAUGAAUCUUUAAAAGAUUCUGAAGUUCAGUAACUAUGUAUUCUAGAGAGCCUGCUCAGACUCUUCUGCCUAUUUUUCCAAUAAACUGGAGGAUAAAGAUCAGCCAAUUGCACUGACACAACCGUGCUGACUGAUCUUUGCAAUAACAUAGCCAAC
Molecule: messenger RNA, 2887 nt
Organism: Ictalurus furcatus (blue catfish)
Lineage: Eukaryota; Metazoa; Chordata; Actinopteri; Siluriformes; Ictaluridae
Product: amphoterin-induced protein 3
Exons: 1
Coding region: 633-2027 (464 amino acids)
Biological process (GO): brain development
Molecular function (GO): protein binding
Source: RefSeq, a predicted model, not a curated record